Molecule: messenger RNA, 2723 nt
Organism: Alosa alosa (allis shad)
Lineage: Eukaryota; Metazoa; Chordata; Actinopteri; Clupeiformes; Clupeidae
Gene: tpp1
Product: tripeptidyl peptidase I
Exons: 13
Coding region: 19-1743 (574 amino acids)
Biological process (GO): proteolysis; central nervous system development
Molecular function (GO): serine-type endopeptidase activity; tripeptidyl-peptidase activity
Source: RefSeq, a predicted model, not a curated record
AUAGACAAAAUUAACCUCAUGUUGUAUUUCUUGUCAUUGCACUCCAGGCAACGUUAUAGAACAACAAUGUGGCUUUUGUCACUCACCUAUGGACUGGUAUGUUUCUCGCUCGUGUGGGGCAGGCCCCUGGAGCCUGAUCAAGACAUAUCUGUCCCUGAAGAGUGGACUCUUGUUGGCAGAGCAGACCCUGCCGAAGAGGUGGAGCUGACGUUUGCCCUGAGGCAGCAGAAUGUGGAUCAGAUGAAAGUUCUGCUGGAUAGGUUAUCGGACCCUGACUCAGCAGUAUAUGGGAAGUUCUUGGACUUGACUGAAGUGGCUGAAUUGGUCCAGCCGGGCAAGUUAACUCAGAAGGUAGUGGCCAGCUGGCUACAGAGUCACGGGGUGCACGAAUGUCGCACGGUCGUCACCCAGGACUUUCUGCAGUGUGUCAUGGCUGUUGAAGUUGCCGAAUCUCUACUUCCAGGCAGCAGGUUUCAUCACUACAGUAGGGAGGGCCAAUUCCUGUUGAGAUCCGUGUCUCAGUACUCUGUCCACGAGGAUGUAUCCCAGCAUCUGGAUUUUGUGGGCGGACUUCACCGCUUUCCACCCAAAACACAGGAGGUGGGUAAAUCCUGGAGCCAGAGAGGGCGAGUAGCAGGGAAGUUUCACCUGGGAGUGACCCCUGCUGUCAUUAGAGCUCGCUACAACAUGAGUGCCUCUGAUGUGGGCUCCGCGACCAAUAACAGCCAGGCUGUGGCACAGUUCCUGGAGCAGUUCUACCACCCAGCCGACCUGGCCGAGUUCAUGAGCAUGUUUGGGUCAGGAUUCGAACACCUCUCGGCAGUGGACCGUGUGGUGGGCACCCAGGGGGGUGGCAAGGCUGGUCUUGAGGCCAGCCUGGACAUUGAGUACAUUAUGAGCACAGGGGCCAAUAUCUCCACAUGGGUCUUCACCAAUCCAGGACGUCAUGAGUCUCAGGAGCCCUUCCUCCAGUGGAUGGUGCUGCUUAGCAACAUGACCUCGGUGCCCUGGGUCCACACCAUCAGCUACGGAGACGACGAGGACAGCCUGUCCAACGCCUAUAUGCAGCGCAUCAGCAAUGAGUUCAUGAAGGCUGGACUUCGGGGCAUUUCUAUGCUUUUUGCAUCAGGUGACAGUGGAGCUGGCUGUAGGCACCUGACUAAAGAGAAUUCUUUCAGGCCUAGUUUUCCUGCUUCAAGUCCCUAUGUGACCACUGUGGGUGGAACCUCAUUCAAGAACCCGUUCAAGCUCACCUAUGAGGUCACAGACUACAUCAGCGGAGGCGGCUUUAGCAAUGUGUUUGACAUGCCUGAUUACCAGGCCAGUGCUGUGAAGUCCUAUUUGAAUAGCAUGAAGGCUCUCCCUCCGAAGACGUACUUCAACACUAGUGGGCGGGCCUAUCCUGACAUCGCUGCUCUCUCAGACAACUACUGGAUCGUCUCCAACCGAGUGCCCAUUCCAUGGGUGUCUGGAACUUCGGCCUCUACACCAGUGGUUGGAGGAAUGCUGUCACUCAUUAAUGAUCAGCGCUUGUUGAAAGGUCUUCCUCCUCUGGGCUUCCUCAACCCACGCUUGUACAAGUUGCAGGGCAACGGCCUUUUUGAUGUGACUGAGGGAUGCCACAUGAGCUGCUGGGAUGACAAGGUGAGUGGACAAGGUUUCUGCGCUGCUCCGUCGUGGGACCCCGUCACAGGUUGGGGAACCCCCAACUAUCCAGCGUUGCUGGCCUUACUGCUGGAUUAACUGACACACCACCACUACCACCUCACCACCAGAGCUCUAUCAAGCCCUCCUCUGUGUGCCCAUCUCCCCCAGCGUCGACAUCGCUGGACGGACCAGUCCACUGACCGAUAAGUCCGACUAGCUCUCCAGUUCCCCUCAGAAAGAAAAUCACUGAGUCAGAUGUUACUUAUGAUUAGGGUUGCAAAGGGGCGGAAAAAUAGGAAAUAGGAAACUUUCCAUGGGAAGUUAAACUGGGGAAUUUUGGAAAUAUUCCAAAUUGGAAACUUUCAUGGAAUUAAUGAAAAUGAUGGGAAUUUACGGGAAUUAACUGGGCCUUUUUGGCAAUACCUACUGUUUUAAUAUACAGACAUUAACAUUUUGUUUCGUAAUAAGCAAUAUGAUUUGUUCGUGUUUUCGCUUAGCUUAGCAUACAAAGCUAGCUACCAUGCUAGCGGGAAUCCCAUUCUCUGCCGAUGGUUUACUAGCGUGCUAAGAUAGCAACACAGAAACCACUGCACUGCCCAAGAUGCACAACAACAAAAUCCAAUUGGCUGGAACAUUGACUAUCAGUUUGUUCCAUAGACUGUAUAUAUAGAAUUCUAUAUAUACAGUCUAUGGUUUGUUCAGUCAGAAUCCCAGAAAAUGUUAAAACAAAUAAAAAUACAAUGACACAACAUACCACCCCAACCAAACCUUAUAGUUUAUGUAAGUUAUAUAUAAAUUGUCAAGCUUAAUCAGACAGAUUAAUCGUCCCAUAACAGUUUAUGCAAAAUAACGUACACCCAUUUGAAUGAGGACAAAAGUGACGACAAGCCCAUUACUGGGCAACAAUGUUUGCAAACGUCGCCCAGUUUCACACCAAUUUGUGGGAAUACAUGAGAUGACAUUUUCACUGUGAAUUGAUUUUCCCCAUGCACAUGGGAUUGAUGUAUGUGCAGGGUAGAAAUUUGACUGAAAUUGCAUUAAAUCAGGUUGUUUUAACUAAUAUUAUGUAACUAUAU